This is a messenger RNA of Penicillium cosmopolitanum, 1554 nucleotides long. RefSeq lists its product as uncharacterized. Gene Ontology annotation, molecular function: mRNA binding. Gene Ontology annotation, cellular component: P-body. The coding region runs from base 1 to 1554 and encodes 517 amino acids. The record is from RefSeq and is a predicted model, not a curated record. NCBI's taxonomy places the organism in Eukaryota, Fungi, Ascomycota, Eurotiomycetes, Eurotiales, Aspergillaceae. The transcript is spliced from 5 exons. Gene Ontology annotation, biological process: cytoplasmic stress granule assembly; P-body assembly.
AUGGAUAUGAACCAUUUGAUAGGUCAGCGUUUCAACCUGAUCUCAAAGAGCGAUAUUCGCUAUGUUGGCACACUUCACGAAAUCAACCCUGAAGCCUCCACAAUAGCCCUCGAGAAUGUUCAAUCAUUUGGCACUGAGGGUCGUCGGGGAAACCCCGCCGAGGAGGUCGCUCCUUCGACUAGUGUCUAUGAAUACAUCGUUUUCCGUGGAAGUGAUGUGAAAGACAUUAGUGUCGCCGGCGAGGAAAAGCAGGAGAACACACAGCCCGAACCCCCUCGGGUUCCGGAUGACCCCGCCAUUCUGGGACAGAAUGCGUCACGACCUGCUCCUGGGCAAGGUCCCGAGGCCGGAUCUAGUGCUCCUGGCCUCCCCCCUCAACAGCCCCAGGGUGCUCAGCAGCCGCCUCCUGGCUACCCCCAGCAGCCGCAGUUCCAGCAAGGUUUCUACCCGCCCUAUGGACAGCGCUUUCCUCCGCCCCCUUUCCCUCCAGGGCCGGGUGGCUACCCCAAUAUGCCAUAUGGGGCGCCGCCAGGCUGGUAUCCUCCACCUGGCCCCGGUUUCCCGCAGGGGCCGGGCCAGUUCCCUCCCCAGAUGCCCAUGGGUGGCCCCGGACAGCAGCCGCCGCCGCCCCAGCAGAGGCCCGAAAAGAUCCCCAGCAAGCCUGUAACACCGGCAGCUCAGAAUGCCCCGCCUCCUCCGGUCGAGUCGAAGCCUUCCGUCGCCGAAGCUGUCCAGGGCUCGACUGGCCCUAAGGCUGCUCCAGGAUAUGGUGCCGCUCAACGGAAUGGUCGGGCUAUGCCAGCUAUACCUAUUGCUGCACCGAAGCCUGUUGUCCCGAUGCCUACUGCUCCUGCUGCCGCCUCACAAGGUGCUCUAGCGACUGAUGCUACAACUGCUGCCGCAAAUGCAGUUGCUGCUGCCAUGGCCAAGCUUCCCCAACCUGGUGCACAAAUGAACCCAGGCCAGCCUGGCGCCUCCGUUGAUGCUGUCACUCGUAAGAUGAAUGAGAUGCGGCCUUAUGAUGGCACACAGGCCCCACGAGGUGGCCAUCAGUACCCCCGAGGUGGCCGUGGAGGUGCUCGCACCCAGCACAAGAAGAUCGAAAUCCCCAAGUCGGAUUACGACUUCGAAACUGCCAACGCCAAGUUCAACAAGCAGGACCUGGUGAAGGAGGCCAUUGCUACCGGAUCUCCUGCCGCUGAAGCCGAAUCCCACGAAUUCCACGAACAGGAGGUCGAUGACAGUGCCACGCACCACCAAUACAACCGCACAUCUUCCUUCUUCGACAACAUCUCAAGCGAAGCUCGCGACCGCGAGGAAAACUCUGCUGGCCGUAUCGGUGGUCGCGAAUGGCGCGGCGAAGAAGAGAAGCGUAAUAUCGAGACCUUCGGACAGGGCAGCGUUGAUGGCUAUGGGCGCGGUCGCGGACGCGGCCGUGGCCGUGGUUUUGGACGUGGGCGUGGCUACCGAGGCGGCUACGGUGGUCGUGGCCGUGGUGGCAUGCGUGGCGGCCGUGCCCCCUCGCAGUCAACUGGUAUUCCCUCCCAGGUUUAA